AUGGGAACAAUCGAUAUUUCGCCUGAUCAAUUUGAUGCUUAAGAUUAGCCUGUGCUAUUGAAAGACAAUCAACUUCAAUCCUACUAACUAUUCUUGGAUUUAGUUCACAACAAAAAGAGAAUGAAGUAAAUGGACGAGAGAAAUUAUUUAGGCCUUAGUAAUGUGGCAGUAAAUAAAGAAACAGAUAAUGAAUAAAUGGAAAUUGACUAAUCUCAAGAGUCUGAUUAAAACUUAAAAUCUGUAAUGAAAAUAGUCUUUUAUAGUCAAGUAUAUUGCACUAAAGAAUACGAGUAUAAGUUCUUGCCAGAUAAAAUCACCUUAAAUGAUAUCGCUUAAAGAGUAUUUUGUGUUGGGGAUGAGUAGAUUUAUUAAAAUCAAGAAAUUAGAGAUAUAAGCUUUUUCCUCAUUAAUGAUGUGAUCUAUUGUCAGAAUCAAAAGGUAAAAGUGAUUAAAGAAUACAUUUCUAAAAAUCUAGCAGAAGACUCACCAUAGUAUGAGAUAAAUUCGUCUGAUAUCAAACUUAGUGAGCUAAAUUUGAAAAUAGGAUUUCCAUAUUUAUUCAGGCAUAACCAAAGCUGCGACCACAUAUUUAUUUUUCACGAACUAAGAAUACACGACCAGCUUUUGGACAAUAUUUUGGAACAAUAAGAGUGCUAAGGUAUUGUAUAGACCUACUAAAGUAAAAAUACGAAAUAUGAUAAGUUUGAUAUUUUUAAGUCGAAUGAGAAAUCAAAGUUAUAAAUUGGCUAAGAAUGCUAACAAAAUGAACAUUCUAUAACUUCUUUGCCGUACUGGAACUAGAAUGACUAGCUACCUUGCAUGUACGCGGGAACAUUGAAAUCUUAAAUUAAACCUGAUAAGGAUCACAAUUUGUUUUAUUGGCUUUUUAAAAAUACAACUCUUGAUAACCCUAAUCUAAUUCUUUGGAUUAACGGAGGACCUGGAUCUUCUAGUAUGUUUGGAUUAUUUCUCGAAAACGGGCCAAUUGAAGUUAAAAGAAUUUCUCAUUAAUCAAACAAUCCAACUGAUGAUUUUAUAGUAUAGUUAAGCAAAAGAGGAUCAUGGGUAGAUUUAGCAGAUGUUUUAUACCUUGAUCAACCAGUUGGUGUAGGAUUUUCAUUUGGAGAUAGUAUAUUAGAUAGAAUGGAUGAUGGUGCAUAGGAAUUCAUAGAAUUUAUAAAAAAUUUCAUGGUCAAAUAUCCAGAAUAUUAGUAAAAACCAAAUGGGAGGAAAUUUUAUAUAGCAGGGGAAAGUUAUUCAGGAAAAUAUAUACCAUUAUUUGCUAAAUAUAUUAACGAGUUUAAUUAGUAAUCGCUAGAUUUAAAAAUACAAUUAGACUCUUUAUUCAUAGGUAAUCCAUAUUUAGCUCCUAUGAUUAAUAGUUAGAAUACUUACAAGCUUGGUAAGGCAAUUGGAUUAUUUGACGAUUAAAAUGCUGAUUAAGUCGCUGUUUUGAGAUAAAAAUGUGAAGAGGAAAUAACUAAGGAUUGGGAAGGAGCUUUAAACACUUGCGAAUAAACAAUGACUUACAUUAACGAUAUUGCAGGAGGAGUAUUUAAAUAUGAUUCUAGAAUCUUCAUCUAUGACUGGAGUCCAGUUGAAUAAGUAGUUUAUGAUUUUUUGCAAAAAUCAAACAGAGUUUAAGAAUUAUAUAUGGCUCUUCAUAUCGAAAAAAGUACAAAGGUUCCUAUUUACGAGCCUUAAUCUGAUGCUGUAGCUCAAGCAUAUAAUUAUGAAGUAAUGGUUGAUUACACUAGCAUAAUAGAUGAUGUCCUUUCUGCAGAUAUCAACGUUAUAAUUUUUGCUGGUGAAUGGGAUUAAGGGUGUGGUCCUGCAAUUCAUGACAUAUGGAUAAAAAACAUGAAAACUGUUUUCUUAGAUUAUUGGAAUUUAGCAAGAAAAAUAUACUUUGUUAAAGGUGCUAACGAAGAUUACCAAGUCGCUGGCUAUUAUAGGUCAGACGAGAAAGCUAAAUUUACUUUUUUAACAAUCCCUAAAUCGGGUCAUUUCGUCCCAACUCAGUAGCUUGAAAUAACAAAGCAAAUAAUUUCUGAUUACUUUUAAAGCUAAAAACUUAUCUGCCACAAAUCUAAUUAAGAUGAUUGUCUUUAAAGCAAGAUUAUGUGUGGAUAUAUGAAUUAAUGUUCAUAAAAUGGAGUUUGUGAUGAAAAAACCACUGGAAAAUGCAAGUGCAAUGAAGGUUAUACUGGUGCAGAUUGCUAUAGUAAGCUAUUUGAGUUAUAAGAUAACCAGCAUCAAACCUACAAAUUGAAUGGAACUUAGUAUCUAUACUUCUAAUUUCAAGAAAAUCUCUCUCAAGGUUAAAAAUAUGUAUUAGAGAUAUCAUCAAUGUUCCCAUUUGAUGCAUUUUUCUCAGGUAUUGAUAAUGAACCAAACGAAUUUGAAUAUGAAAUUGCUUUCAAAAGUUAAACCUAUUUGUAGCUAAGAAGUGAUGAGAUUUAAUCACUACCAAAGUUUAAAGCACUUGUCAGAUCUAAUGCUAUUGAUCAUUAUUCUAACAAAUUUUACUAAAAUACUAUGAGAAUAGAUUUUAGUAUUUAUUGA
Messenger RNA from Stylonychia lemnae, 2565 nucleotides. The record is from the annotation of a GenBank genome assembly. Lineage: Eukaryota; Ciliophora; Spirotrichea; Sporadotrichida; Oxytrichidae.